AUGUCAUCUCAUUUAGUAGAGAGGCCACCACUCCCUCACAACAACAACUGCAAGGAAGGUGAACAGCCUUUGCCCCUGACAGCUGGCCUCAAAAGUUCCUGGGUAGAACUCCCUAUGAACAGCAGCAAUGGCAAUGAUAAUGGCAAUGAGAAAAUUAGGGGGCUAGAACAUGGACCUUCCUCAUCUUCUGUCUGCAGUGGAGACAUGGAAAAGGCUCUUUUGCAUGCACAACAUGAAUCAGGACAGAGUAGUUCAAGAGCCAGUUCUCACUGUGACAGCCCUUCCCCACAAGAGGAUGGGCAGAUUAUGUUUGGUGUGCAGAUAUACGCCAGUAGGGCCCAUAUCUCAGAAGAAGAGGUUGCAGAAGAAGAGAAAGAAGUUGAUCCUUUGAAGAAAAGUGUAGACUGGGUGUCCAGCUGGUUCAGUAGACCUGGAAACAUUCCACCUAAGGAGUUCCACUUCAGACACCCCAAAUGUUCCAUUGCUUUAAGCAUGAGGAAAAGCGGGGCCAUGAAGAAAGGGGGUAUUUUCUCCACAGAAUUCUUGAAAGUGUUCAUUCCAUCUUUCUUCCUCUCUCAUAUUUUGGCUUUGGGGCUACACAUCUAUAUCGGAAAGCGACUGAGCACACCUUCUGCCAGCACCUACUGAAGGAAA
Molecule: messenger RNA, 654 nt
Organism: Lynx canadensis (Canada lynx)
Lineage: Eukaryota; Metazoa; Chordata; Mammalia; Carnivora; Felidae
Product: BCL2/adenovirus E1B 19 kDa protein-interacting protein 3-like
Biological process (GO): defense response to virus; mitochondrial outer membrane permeabilization; positive regulation of apoptotic process
Cellular component (GO): mitochondrial outer membrane; nucleus; mitochondrial envelope
Source: RefSeq, a predicted model, not a curated record